AUGCGGGUCUGCAACGCGGCGAACUGGAUGGGCAGGCUGUUGCCCUUCCUGGCGCCUCUCAUAUGUGUCGCCGCCGCUGCCGCCGUGAACGACCACCGUGUUGUGAUCUACUACCAAACCACGAUGCUGAACACCACCGAGUCCUCGCACGUGUCACUGCUCCCGCUGAUCAACAACGGGUCCAUCUCCGUCACGCACGUCCUCGUGGCCGCCGUCCACAUCGUAGACGAGGACAACGGCAUCCGCCUCAACGACUACGUGCCCGAGGACCCCAUCUUCGACCGCGUGUGGAGCGACACGGCCUCUCUCCAAGCUGCGGGCGUCACUGUAAUGGCCAUGGCCGGCGGCGCUGCCGCAGGGUCCUGGUCGCGCCUCGACGGCAGUGACACCCAGUUCGAGCAGUACUACGGCCCGCUGCACGACUUCAUCGGGACCUACAACCUGCAGGGCCUCGACCUCGACGUCGAGCAGUCCAUGUCGCUCGCCGGCGUGGUGCGGCUGAUCGACCGGCUUAAGGCCGAUUUCGGAGACGACUUCAUCAUCACGCUCGCGCCUGUCGCGUCGGCACUGACUGAGGGCGGAGGCAACCUGAGCGGGUUUGACUACUUCGACCUGGAGGCCCAGCGCGGCGAUCAGAUCGCUUUCUAUAAUGCCCAGUUCUACUACGGCUGGGGCUCCGCCUCGUCCGCGGCGGACUACGAGAGUAUUAUCGACGACGGAUUUCCUGCGGAGAAGGUCGUCAUGGGCCUGCUCACGAACCCGGAUAAUGGGGAGGGCUUCGUCGACCUCGACUCCCAGGCCCCCGUGCUGGAGGAGCUCGUCAGUGAGUACGCCGACUUCGGCGGAGUGGCUGCCUGGGAGUACUUCAACUCCCUGCCUGGUGGCCUCGAUGCCCCCUGGGAGUGGGCCGCGUGGAUGGCCGACCACUUGACUGCCGCUGCGGCCCAGGAGAAGCGCGAGUUAUCGAGCUCGGAGGCGCUGUGGAGGGCGAUGAGAAAGGCGGGACGCAAGGUGCGGCGCGAUGCGAAGAGGGUGUACCGCGACUACCUUGCUUGA
Messenger RNA from Anthostomella pinea, 1056 nucleotides. NCBI's taxonomy places the organism in Eukaryota, Fungi, Ascomycota, Sordariomycetes, Xylariales, Xylariaceae. The record is from the annotation of a GenBank genome assembly.